Molecule: messenger RNA, 5360 nt
Organism: Ruditapes philippinarum (Manila clam)
Lineage: Eukaryota; Metazoa; Mollusca; Bivalvia; Venerida; Veneridae
Exons: 7
Coding region: 126-5027 (1633 amino acids)
Source: RefSeq, a predicted model, not a curated record
CAGACCAACCAAAAUGGACGGUUUUUACAUACAGAAAGAGCGACAUAUUCAUUGAAUGGUGGAUUAGUUAAAUAGGCCGGGAGAAGUCAGGCAUGAGAGGUGGAUAAAUGCGUGUGUAGUUGACAAUGGCAACAGGAUCUGGCGUCAGUACGCAUAAUGACCAGCUUCAAAACCCACGCUAUAAGGACUGGGUAAAAGCAGGUCUUAGUCUCAAGUACUUCAAAGAUGGGAUUGAAGUAUUUGUAGACACGCGUUUAAGGUUACAGCAAGAAAGUCUGCUGAAUGUCCUGAAGAGAGGACUAAACCUUGCAUCAAUCGAUUGUGACGAAUGUACGUUACAGAACCUGUUGCCCCAUAAAUCCCGUAGCUGUGGUAGAGGAAAGUUAUGUCUUUGUUACACGCAUCAGACAAGACGGACCUGCCCAAACAGAGUAUGCGGAAGAUUAAACGAUCAGAUCACUUUGCAGCACCGUUAUGGUUCCCCUUCGUGGUAUAAUACCGACUUCGCCAAGUGGUGCUCAAACCAUUGGGAAAUCGGAAAAUGUUACCUAGACAGGAAAGGUUACAAGGAGAGGACAUCUGCUGUUGAUACAGAUUGCAAAGGACUCCUUGACAUAAUUAUCAAUGACAUGUUUAUUCACGGGUUUAUAGACGUUCCAAUUGACCCUCCUAACGACUAUUUUUCUAAGAUAAAGACGGCACGGAAUGAAAUUCUACAUUCUCCGAAACUGGAGGUUACUGAUGAUGCUUUGCAAGAUCUAAUCGAGAAUAUGACAAAGGCUCUAGAGGACAAGAAAUAUCUCGGCAGCAGUCAUCAAGCAAAGAACGCUAUUCAAAAACUGUCAUUGCUGAAAAGUGAACGCUUUAUCAUAAAUAGUCAUGAUGAAAUGGAGGUUCGAGAAUCAGCGUUAAAUGCAAUCAGAGAAGCAAAAGAGGAAGCGCUUGAAUGUUUGGAAGACAAACAAGCUGAAAUAAUGCAAAACAUACAAGUGGACAAAAUAAAGAACGACAUUGAGAAACUGAAAGAAUCGGUUGAAUCUAUGGCAACAAAACAAACAAACAAUGAAUUACAACUAAAGACUCUGAAUGCAAUUGAAGCAAAACAGACAACAUCCGAGGCGGAGAUGUCUACAAUAAAGCAUAAACUAAGUUCAUUGUCAAAUGCACAGAAUGUGCUAGAGGCUAGGUUGAACUCUGUCAAUACUGCUGUAAAUACCCUCCCAACUGUAAAUGCUAGACUUGAUUCCAUAGAGGAGGCGCAGAGAAAGUUAGAUACAGAUGUGACAAGCUUUAAGGAUAUUCAAGACCACGUGCUUGUUAAAGUCAAAGAGAUACAGAAUGACAUUUUGCAGUUAAAGACAAGAUUAAAAACGAAAGAAAAUACCGAGCGCCUUCACCAGGAUAAAAUAGAUUAUCUAAAGAAAAAGUCUGAAUUGCAACGGUGUUUAUGUGAUUUGUACAAAAAGUAUCUAUCAACAAUUCCAGUGUCUCCUGUAUUGGAAGAAAUAGAUGCCCACAUAGAAGACAUAUAUGUAGCUCUAACAGUUACAGAUGAUCUUGUGUGCAAGGUUACAUGGGAUAACCGUGCUGUACCUAGAGAAGUUCAUGGUUAUGCAGAUAUUCUUUCAAAGAAUGAUAAUCUCUGUAAGAACGUUUAUGUUAUUGGGGAUGCUGGUAUUGGCAAGACCACUUGGUGUAUGAAAGUGUUACGAUCGUGGUCUAUUGCAAUUGACAAGUCUGGCUCAUCGCCAUUGUCAGAAAAUGAACAAUUUUUAUCAGAAAACUUUGAUAUAGUAUUGUUUGUGUCACUUCGACUUGCCGUAACACACUGCAAUAUUUCUGACAUGAUUAAGGGCCAAUUGUUUGAGGAAUAUCCGGGUAUGUAUGAAAAUGCUUUAAAGAUAAUACAAAAUGAGCCGGAGAGAUGCUUGAUAAUUUGUGACGGAUUUGAUGAAUGGAUACCUCAGGGACCUAUAGUCAAUCAGUCGCCAUUGUAUCAUGCAGAUCUCCCUGGAAGAAAAGAUCUCAACGGUGCAGUAAUAGUGACCACAACAAGACCGUGGAAACUUGACAAGAUACGGCUCUCUGACAAGCACAUUGAUCGUUCUGUUACGAUAGAGGGUUUUUCUACGCAUGAAAAGGUCAUGACCUUAGCCGUCAAGCUAAUUGACCACUUGAAUAUGAGAAAUGUAAGUAAUAACAAUAUCUCAAGAACUUUGGUAAACUUUGAAAAUGAUUUAAAAGCUUCCUUUCGAUUGCAAACUACAAGGCCUACAAUUUUAAAAUCACCUUUGUUAUCAACGUAUGUUGUUUGCAAGUGGUAUGAUGACGGAACAUUAGGCAGUAAUGUGGCACUAAAUUACAUGAAUAUUUUUCAAUUUCUUUUUGACCAUUCUGAGAAGAAAUAUAGCGUUAAAAUUGAACAACAAGUUAAAGAAUACAAAAACGUUCCAAGCUGUAUAACAGAUCGACCUAGUUGUGUGAAGAACACGCAUUAUCUUGAGAAACUUGCAAGUUUUGCAUUCGGAGCAAUGAUAAACGAUCAAGGUAAAAGUAAAUUGAUAUUUUCAAAACAAGAUCUAAAUCAGAGAUUAUCAGAUGAUGAUCUUACAUUUAGUAUCAAAACAGGGAUAAUUUCUCAGUCUAGAUCAGUUGGAAAGAUUUUAACAAAGGAAUGUAGAUUGACAUUUCUACAUAAAUCCAUCCAAGAAUUUCUGUCCGCACUUCACAUUGUGUAUGAAAUCGGAAAUGAUCGUACAGAGGCCGUUGCCCGGCUUUUCGGACAAUGCAGUUCUAAAUCUAAACUUGACGAGUAUGAAAACAUAAUUUUACUCACUUGUGGUUUAGACAGAAAGUCCAGUAGUGUCAUAUCAACGCAUUUAGCGGACAUUGCCGAUUCAGAACUAAAAUUUAACAAAUAUAGAGUACCAUCCACUUUAGAUCUGAUCAUAAAAUGUGCAGAAGAGGUUGACAGUUCGAAAAAUGAGAGUUUUGGCACUCAAUACAGAAAGUAUGUCAUUAAAACACAUAUGAUAUAUUUUGGAACUGGUAACUCUACAGAGUUACUCAAACGUAUGGAUAGCUUAUUUGAAUGCAACAAGGAGAACAUAACGACCGUGGAUCUGACUAUCUGCUUUGAAUCCAACGUUCAAGAUAAAUUAGAAAGAAAACAAUCAUUUUGUUCUAUUUUAAGAAACAUUCCUAAAGCUGUUCUUUUAAGAACUCUCAAAAUAGAAAACACUAGCAACACUCGAGGUAGCGAUGUAGAUAUAGGAAAAUAUUUGUUAUCUUUCAAAGACUUAAUUUAUAUUGAAGAGAUUGUUUAUGUUGAUGAAUAUUGUAAGCCAAUAACAAUAGAUUUAUCAUCAAGCAGAAAACUUACAAAGCUAGUUUUAGUUGUAUGUUUGGACAAACUUGUGAUAAACUCAAUACUGUGCAUGGAACUUAUGGAUGUUAAAUGUUUGCAGAGUAAAACAUCCCAAAGAGACUUUAUUUUGGUAUAUAUUUCAUCGGGAAUGACUAUGAAAAAGCUAAGUAUUUGUAACUUAAGUUCAAGUAAAAUUAUUGUAAAAACGAGUGGCCUUGUUCAAGGACAACAGACGACUUAUCCAAACGGAAUGAAAACAUCGCGUUUAGAGAAUGUCAACGUCGGGUUUUAUAAACAAUCAGUAACAAAAUUCGGCCAUAUAUAUAAUAUUGACAUUGGUGACUUUCAUGAAGAAUCAUUAGAGUCUCAACUUCUGGGAGUUAGAAUAAGGCAAAGGACACCUGUAAAUCUUCAAAGUCUAUUUCGACUCUUUAAGGAGUUCAGUGAUGACGGUUUUGACAACUUGAAUCGGAUCUUAUCUUCGCUACCAUGCUUAGAAAUGCUGGAGGUGAAAUUGCCAGGCUUUCUUAUUGAUAUUGGGCAAUUGCAACAUCUCAAAGGCAUAAAAACAUAUAUUUAUCACAUAGCCGAGCUGCAAAACUUCUUUACGAAACUACAUCAUGCAAAGGGCCUAAACACUCUCGAAGUCAACAUAGUAAACCUUAUGUUUCGAGACAAAGAAAUGUUUUGUUUGCAAUUUUGCGCUGAUUUCAAUAAAACAUCUGCUGGAACCGCUGGUUACUUACAUCUUUAUCAAUUCCUGAUUCAACAGAGUGACAAGUGCAAUACAGAUGAUCUGAUCGACAUUGGCGAAUUAAAGAAAGCUUACCUGGAUGUGUUUACAUGCAGUCAGAAAAAGUCUCAACUUGAAGCAUAUAUAUCUACUGUGUAUUUUAGGUAUUCUGACUUUGAUACUGCAUCAAUGAGAAGUUUGUUAAAUUUGACCACUCUGAAGCUUGGAGGAGUAACACAGGAUAUGUUCAUAAGAAUAGGCGAACAAUUUCAGUUUCUUCCACACCUAAGCAAAAUCGAGCUAAAUGGUUUACUAUGGCUGUAUAUUGAUGCUGAGCGAGUCUUUGGAUGCUUAAAAACUUUGGUAUCGUUGAGAUACUUAACGGUGAGAAAUGUAUCACAUGCCUGUUACCGAGCAAUAGGUGCGAUGUUCUCACACCUUAGGUAUUUGCAUUCAUUUGAAGUUGAAGAAAUUGGUGACAGGUUAUGCCCUGUAAUGCUAAAACAGAUACCAGAUAUCUUUGCUCUUCGGUCUCUUACAUGUUGGGCAUUAUCGCACAAGCAUUGUAGAGUUUUGGCGAACGUUCUAAAAAAAAUGACACACUUAGAAAACUUUUCAUGCGGAGGUUUUGAGGAGUAUUGGUAUGGCUACAUGUAUUUUGAAUUUAAUCUUCUGAAGAGCUUGAAACAGAUAAGCAUUUCAAAGCUUGAUAUUGAAUUAGACCAGUGGCACAUUUUUGAGAAAAAGCUUCCAACUACUAAAUGUACGGUAAAGUUAAAUGACGUUUCAGUUUGUCAAGACGAUGUUGUUGAGUACAUGAAAUGUUCUAGUAGACUCACAUCCCAAUGCUGGGAAGCAGUCGGACCAUAUGUAUACAGCAUUCAGUUCAUUGUUAAUGAAAGUACGAGCCAUAUAGAUGACCAGUAGGAAAUAUUAUUUUUAAAAAGUGUUAAAAGCCACAUGUUUGACUUGAAAUGUGGAUAAACACUUACAUAGAGAAUUCGAUAAUUGUUUUAUAUAAAGGUAAAGCAAGGGUAGUCUACAAAUGAAAAUAUUUACUUUUGUUUAUCAAAGUUAAACAAUGUAAAUAAAAAACCUUUUGAACCUUGACAAUACACGUAUUCAUAAACGUUUUUAUGUUCAUUGUUGGUAGAGCAAUUUUAUGUAAGUUAGAGUUAUUUGUUAAUAAAGUUAAUUAAUAAUUCUGUGUUAUGGCUUCCAAUUUUCGUUUUCACAUCAUUCUUCUAUACAUGUAUAAAU